UGACCACUGGGGGCCGGGAGCGGGGAGCAGUGGCGUGGAGCUGUCCUCGCGUUCGCCGCCGGGACCCGGAGCUGUGGGGUCUGCAGCCAGCGAGCGGACCGCCGCGGGGACCCAGGCCGAACCGAGCGGCGGGAGCAGGAUGGCAGAGGCCGUCGGAGCCUUGGCUCUGAUUGUAGCCUCCGCUCGCCGGCGGUGGCUGUGGUCGGUGCUGGCCGCGAUGCUCGGGCUGUUGACAGCCAGAGUGUCAACCUUGGAGGUACAUACUCCCAAAGAAAUCUUCGUGGUGAAUGGGACACAAGGGAAGCUGACGUGCACAUUCGAUUCUCCCAACACAACUGGAUGGUUGACCACAGUCUCCUGGAGCUUCCAGCCAGACGGCACCGACAGUGCAGUGUCGUUCUUCCACUACUCACAAGGACAAGUGUACAUCGGGGAUUAUCCUCCAUUUAAAGACCGAGUCACCUGGGCUGGGGACCUUGACAAGAAAGAUGCAUCCAUCAAUAUAGAAAACAUUCAGGCUGUUCAUAACGGCACCUAUAUCUGUGAUGUCAAAAAUCCUCCUGAUAUCGUUGUACGGCCUGGGCACAUAAGGCUCCAUGUGGUGGAAAUAGACAAUCUGUUGGUGUUCCUGGUUUGGGUGGUGGUGGGCACCGUUACUGCCGUGGUCCUGGGCCUCACUCUGCUCAUCAGCCUGGUUCUGGUUGUACUCUACAGAAGGAAACACGCAAAGCGUAAUUACACUGGUUGCAGUACAUCAGAGCGUUUGUCACCAGUUAAGCAGGCUCCACGGAAGUACCCCUCCAACACAGAGGGCCUAGUAAAGAGUCCGCCUUCCGCCGGAUCUCACCAGGGCCCAGUCAUAUACGCACAGUUAGACCACUCUGGCGGGCAUCACAGUGGCAAGAUUAAUAAGUCGGAAUCUGUAGUGUAUGCGGACAUCCGGAAAGACUAAGAGAAGACCCCAAACAUAUAUUAAGCAAGAAACGAAUCCAAACUGAACUCUUGUGCAGAAAAUGCCCGUAACCACGUGUGGCCUUGACUCAAGAAAGGACAAGCACAUGUAUACUCAGAAGAAAAUGUGUAUAAAGGAUAUGUAUAGUCUAUUUAAUCUUUGACGUGAGAGGCCAGUGAUGCAUGAAGAAAUGGUAUGAGUCUACGUAAGUGUAAAUUGUCUUGCUGUUUCUGUGUAUUCUUUCAGAGUCAUUUCUAAUUGGAAAGUUUCAGAAGCAUCCCAGUUACCAAGUGAUAUGGUUUCCCUUAUUGGAGACUUCACAGAACUGUUAGUACUUCCAACAGACGUGGCCUUUUCAUCUAAGGGCUCAACCAGUCUUAGCAUUUCUUGUUGUUAGAGAUGUUCAGUGGAAGUGAGUCUCACAGUAUCAGAACCAUUUCUCCAGUGCUAGCUGACACACACCAUGCCUUAGCCAUGCCACCUGAAGAUAGUUUGAGGAUUUUUUAUUGGUGCUGUUCUAAAAUAUGAGAGCAUUUUCAGCUUGAGCUUGUCCUCACCAUCCUUCAGUGGAUACUAAGGUCUCACUGACAGGCUUUUGUCACUGUGCAGAUAGCACAGCUGACCGAGGGUAUGCGUGGUUAAAAGGGUACAGACUGCAGAGCCCAAGGAUGACGUUAACAUGGGAAAGACUUCAUUUUUCUUCUCAGCAAUUGUGUGAACAAACUGCAUAUUCCAGACACCUCUGACAGGUGCUUUACUGGCUCCUUGCUGAGCUGAGACAAAAUUAUAUAUAUAUAUAUAUAUAUAUAUAUAUAUAUAUAUAUAUUUAUAUAUAUAUGAUGCUGGUGUUCACUGGCCUUUGUAUGACCUCCCUGCCCAGUCAGAACCAGAUCAGCCAGCCCAAGCCAACCUCCCCUAGGCUGGAGCAGUUCACCACUAGCAUCCUGGGGCUGAAUCUGCAGCCUGAUUCCUGCUGCUUGCACGAUGAGGCACAAACUUCACAUCCUAACUCCCCAUACCAUCUCCUUUGGAGUAUGUCUAUUUCCUGUAACUCUGCAUUCUGGGGUCUGGCUACAGAUAACAGUGAGGUCACAUCCAGAUGGCAGCGCUGCCCUUCCUAUGUCCUCUGACCUGAAGGAGGAGGUAUCCUAAAACUUACAUGAGAAUUGUGAGGGGACACCUAAAAGGAAUGGCUUACAGAUUAAACUUCCUGUCUGUGUUUUCUCAAUGGAAAUGUAUCCAGCUAGGGAGAAAUAUUGAGCUCAUUGUUACUUUUUGAUAUUUUCAUUUUGUACUUUUGUGAAUACUUUAAUACAUUUUUUUUCAGUUUC
Molecule: messenger RNA, 2283 nt
Organism: Mesocricetus auratus (golden hamster)
Lineage: Eukaryota; Metazoa; Chordata; Mammalia; Rodentia; Cricetidae
Gene: Mpzl1
Product: myelin protein zero like 1
Exons: 6
Coding region: 140-952 (270 amino acids)
Cellular component (GO): focal adhesion; membrane; cell surface
Source: RefSeq, a predicted model, not a curated record